Messenger RNA from Pseudopipra pipra, 5794 nucleotides. RefSeq names its product FAM20A golgi associated secretory pathway pseudokinase (gene FAM20A). The record is from RefSeq and is a predicted model, not a curated record. Bases 125 to 1678 code for a protein of 517 amino acids. Gene Ontology annotation, cellular component: Golgi apparatus. Gene Ontology annotation, molecular function: protein serine/threonine kinase activator activity. Gene Ontology annotation, biological process: enamel mineralization. The transcript has 11 exons. NCBI's taxonomy places the organism in Eukaryota, Metazoa, Chordata, Aves, Passeriformes, Pipridae.
CCCCCGUGCGCCCUGCCCCGGGAGCCGGCGGCGGCGCGCCCGGCGCUGUCCCCGUCCCCAUCCCCGUCCCCGUCCCCGUGCCCGUGCCCGUGCCCGUCCCUGCCCCGCAGCUCCCGCACCGGCCAUGCCGGGGCCGCGCCGGGACCGCCCGGCCGUGCUGCUGCUGCUCGGGGCUCUGCUGGCCGCCGACCUCUACUUCCACCUCUGGCCGCGGGCGCGGCGGGAGCUGCAGGGGCAGAGGGUUCCGUCCCCGUGGGGCUGCCCCUGCCGCCGCCGUCCCCCCUCCGCCGGGACCCCCGACCCGCGCCCGCCGCCCCGCGCCCGCGCCGCCCCCGCGCUGCGCCGCCUCUUCGCCCACCCGCUGUACCGCACCGCCCCGCCGGGCCCCGCCGAGCCGCUGCUGGGCGCCCGCGAAGCCCUGCGCUACUACCGGCGGAAGGCGGCUCGCUGGAACAGGAGACACAAGCUCUACAGGGAGGAGCUCAACCUGACCUCCCCGGCAGCGCCGGUGCCGCUCCGGCCAGAAGCCAGCUGGCUGCAGUUCCACCUGGGCAUCAGCAGGGACGGGCUCUACCCACGCUCCAGCCCCGUUGUUAACAGGCUCCUCCGGGACAUGCAGGAGUUCCCCACCAUCAGUGCCGAUUACAGCCAGGAUGAGAAGGCACUGCUGGGAACCUGUGACUGCAGCCAGAUCGUGAAGCCCAGUGGUGUCCACCUGAAGCUGGUCCUCAGAUUCCAGGAUUUUGGGAAAGCCAUGUUCAAGCCCAUGAGGCAGAAACGCGAGGAAGAGACUCCCGAGGACUUUUUCUACUUCGUUGACUUCCAGCGGCACAACGCGGAGAUCGCCGCCUUCCACCUGGACAGGAUCCUGGAUUUCCGGAGGGUGCCGCCCACGGUUGGGAGGUGGAUCAACGUCACCAAGGAGAUCCUGGAGGUCACCAAGAACGAGGUCCUGCAGAGCGUGUUCUUCGUCUCACCAGCCAGCAACGUCUGCUUCUUUGCCAAGUGCCCCUACAUGUGCAAGACGGAGUACGCGGUGUGUGGGAACCCUCACCUCCUGGAAGGGUCCCUCUCUGCCUUCCUGCCCUCCCUCAACCUGGCACCACGGCUCUCCAUCCCCAACCCCUGGAUCCGGUCCUACUCGUUUGAUGGAAAAGAGGAGUGGGAAGUGAAUCCUCUCUACUGCAACACAGUGAGGGAGAUCUACCCCUACAGCAACGGCAACCGGCUGCUCAACAUCGUGGACAUGGCCAUCUUUGACUUCCUGACAGGGAACAUGGACCGUCACCACUACGAAAUGUUCACCAAGUUUGGGGACGAUGGAUUCCUCUUGCACCUGGACAAUGCCAGAGGGUUUGGGCGGCAUUCCCACGAUGAAACCUCCAUCCUGGCUCCGCUGUCCCAGUGUUGCAUAAUAAAGAGGACGACGUUACUGCGGCUCCAGCUCUUGGCCGAGCCCAAGUAUCGGCUCAGUGAUGUGAUGAGGGAAUCCCUCCUGCAGGACCCCCUGGCCCCCAUCCUCACCGAGCCCCAUCUCCUGGCCUUGGACAGACGGCUGCAGCUCAUCCUGGAAGCUGUGAGGAAGUGCAUAGACACCUAUGGAGAAGCCACUGUGGUGGCCAACGACACCACUCAGCCCCAGGCUCCUGCGUCAGACAGAGCGAAGCUGGACACUUAAACAGCCCUGAACUCGUGCUCAGAGGUAGGGAAAACCCCUGCAAGGCAAGUGGCAGGUUUAACAGCUGGUGAUUUCCACCUGCAAACACUUGCAGAGACUGGGAGGGGAAACUCUUCAGAAGAUCCUCAAGAAUCGCACUGGGCUUCUGUGCUGGUGCUCAACCAGAGCUGCUCUGCUUGGCCAGGGUGUUGGUGUGACUGCAGCAGAUCUUUGCACCCCAAACACCAGCUCUGUGGUGGAAAAGCAGUGAUCUGCUGUUCUGGAGUUGGUCCUGCCCUUGGGAGGGUGGGGGAACACAUGGCCUUGGUUUGCUCAGCCUGCACGGGGAUGCCGGUCCUGGUGAAGGACACAAAUAGAUCCAAGGCUGGGGGUUGAAUAAAGAGAUGCCAGGAGCAUUUUCCUCUUAUUUGUUCUGUAAUCAAGACUGUAUGUGAGAAAAGAGCAAUAUUAUUUCACAAAGGCAAUAUUAUUUCACAAAGCCACUGAGACAAGACAACACUCAGCUUGGUCAGACCAAGGAGCACUUGCACUUACCCACCAUCAGCUCUGUGCUGCCUCUUGGUCUCUUCAUCGGUGAUCAACCCACUCCACCUCCAUCUGUGCCUGCCACACAAAGCCCAUUGCCUCACACAGCAGUAAAACCACUUUUUACCUGUCUUGUGAGUGGAAGAGCCAGUCUGGACUACAAAAGAGAGGCAGGUGUGUGCUGCCUUUGACCCCAAGGGAAAAAAAAACCAACCAAAAACAACCCCAAAAAUCAAACUGCUCUGAGACACACGACUGUAUUUACAAUUCAGGAACCCAGCCAUUCCUGGUGAAAACAUUCUGCCAAAGGGGGGGGGAAAUCUAUCUCAACUCAUCUCCCUUUAAAUCAUUUAAAUAAUAACUUUAAAAUCAUUUAAGUUGUCAUAAUUCCCUGGAAAAUAGAAACUGUGUCCUGCCCCCCCCCAUGCAUUUUGAGGAGAUGCAGUAGAAACUGGAGACCAAAAAAGUGUGAAGGGUUAUCGUAGGUAUUUCAGUUUCCAGCUUUUCCACAGUCUCAAUCAGAAUUCUUGACACUGGGGACUUACAGACCUUUCCACUCCUGUGGACAGAUGAAAAUAAGAGGAUUUAACUCCCUCUCAGCAUGUUCAGUGUGUUGUUUUUUUCAGUACAGCACAAUGAAUUCCCAAAGUUUUAUCUCCCUCUACCGGUGACUUUUUGUGCUCUCACCACACAGGACGAGCCCAAUAUUAACUCAGUUGUUGUCAAGGGAUGGUGACUUGGCUGCUCCAACAGGAAAAACGUGGCAACAGAAGAUAAGCUGAAAAGUAACAUUAUAGUUAUAUAGUGUAUAGUUAUAAGGCUGGAAGUGGAGGUUUUCAAGUUUCACUUUAGGUGAUAAAUGUUCUGCUUUCAGCCUGGGUUUUUUAGGUAAUAAAAAUCCUGGUUUCAGCCUGGUUUUUCUUCAGUCAAGGGGAUGUGGAAAGAGAGGGCAGGGUGAAGGAAGCAAACCCAUGGAUAUUUGAAUGGCUGCUACACUAACAGGAUUGCAAGGUUGCUUUCUUCUCAUUUUCACUCUCUUUUACAUUAUAGAUACAUUUUUAAUGUAUCUCCAAACUCAGGUGAUCCAGUCAGGAUCCAGCUUUCUCAGAGCUGGAUGUAAAACACAUCCAGUCUGAGCUGCUUCAGGUCACCACUCUUCAAAUGUUUCCCUACUUCAUCACGGCUGAAAAUCCCCCUCUUCCCCUUCCCACUGUCUGCCCACCAGAACUCGGCCAUGAUUAAUCACCACGUGCUCCAAACCUUCAUUAAGGGUUUCCAGAGAUGGGAGUGGCCAACUUAGGGCAGCUUCUGAGCUCCAGUAAUCGUGUCUGGGCUGGGAAUCACCAACGGGAAGAGCUCAAAGCAGCACAAGUGGCUGAGACACUCAAAAUGAGACACAGGGGCCUUCUCACUGCAAACAUCAGUCAUGCCAGAGCUCCAGAGGAAUUCCCAGGCUGGCACAUGGAGACCAAGCUCUCCACAGGCUCCGAGGGGAAGGUUCAGGACCUGGACUCAACCCUGUGGAGUUAACACCAAACUAAUCCAUUAAGCUGCUUAGUUUCUACUGCCUCAUUCAUGACACAUCCUCUAAAGCCAAAGGAAAACACAGUGCAGGGAUGGGAAGAAAAUAAAAGAGGCUGAUUGCAUUUAAGAAUUUAAAUCAUUUUAUUGCUUUACCUGCCAUUAGGACAAUCUAUAACAAAAGGAAUAUAAUAUAAUAUAUUAGCACAUACAGUAAAUCAGACUUAUAGAGUCAGGUAACAAUACAAAAAUGGUCCUCUGGUUGACUAUAGCUUCCUAGGGCAAUAGACUUCAUCAAUUUGCUGAAGAUAGACUAGCAAAAAAUUACUUCUAAAGCCCUGAAUGUUAGCUAAGGCAAAACUAUGCCAAUUGUGGUUUCCAACAUAUUGAAAUUGCACACAAAGGUAAAGCUAUAACUGUGUUUAAUAUUUAACUCAGACUUAGCUGAUUUAUCUUAAAAUCUUGUAGGUAAAACUACAAAAGGGAGUAAACAGCAAGCUAAAAAGAUGCAGUAGUGAAACUUGAUUAGAAAGCCUUAUAUAAAAAAAAUGUGCAUUUUUUUUUUCUGUGGAGCUCUAACUGGUUUACACAGUUUUUGGUGCUUUAAUGUAACACAAAGAACACAUAUGAAGAAAAAUCCUGCAGAGAGUCAAAACUAAAGAAAAAAAUUUUUACCAAAAACAAAGAAAACAAAGAACCAAAAAAAGGUAGCUUUUGCUUAUUCCUUAAGGACUCUGGCAGAAAUCCUCUACUCAACAUCUCCUGAAUAGAGAACUCAAAACCACAAGCAUUUCAAUCCCCCUCCUGGGAUUUCAGGUUCAGAAAUGCUCUGAAACCUUUUGUAAAGGCUUGAUACCUUCAGUAUUAUUCUGCAUCAACGAGCAGACUCUUCCUGAUUCUCUACAUGCCUGGGAGAACGUUGGAUUUGAAUCCCUAUCACCUCAGAAAGGAAAUAAAACGAGGGCUCCAUCGUUAGAGUAGUUGCACAACAAAUGCCAAACUGCUUGCUGUCACUCCCAAAUACAAACCUAUGCUACUUUAUAUAAAUUACAGUUUAAAGGAAACCUUAAAAAUUGCCUACAGUUAUUGAACCGUGGAAUUCAGUAAAAACUUUUGGGAAGUCUUGGUGCACACAGAGUAAUGGAACACGAAGCUGGGAAAUACUGAAAUACAUUUAAGACUCUGCAACAGAUUGAACUUGGGGAAAGAAAAAAGAAAAAAAAAAAAAGGGAGUAUGAAACACAUGCGGUAGAAAUUCCAUAAACAAGAAAAGAAAUCCAAAGACCUCUUGGAGUCAAACUAGGUUUAUAAUGAACCAUUUAAAAAAAAAAAAAGAUGAAUUGACAGGUUUAAAAACUUAAAACAACGGAGUGUUGCAGGAAAGUUAAAACAUUCAGUUUUUCUGCCUCACAUUCUCUACCAAGAAUGAUGGAUCUCUACAGACCAGCCACCUGCAACUGAUGCUGGUCAGAAAUACUCAGCAUUUAUUUUCCCUGGUAACAAAGGGUCACCUGAACUGAUGAUGAUUAUUUUUAAAGUCAACUGAGGAUUAACAAAACAAGUCACAGGGAAAAUCAAAUGUUUGCUUUCAACUUCUACACCAAUCUAAGCACUCAAAACAUUACUAACAGCUGGACAGCUGCACAUUCUUACACCAAUCUAUGAACUAGAGACCAGUCAGGCAUUGAAUGUAACAUUUGGUUCUUGCCACUUGGAACAGGAAGAGUUUAAAAUGGCAAAUCUAUGGCUGAAGGAACAAGAAGAGAAAAAGAUCAGGUGCAGCAAGUCAGCAAAUGAAUUAACAACUGCAGUAGUUCACCAGAACUAUUAACCUUGAAAGCCUUUGAUUUACACUUGACAAAAACAGAACUAAGCAAUCUUAAACCAGUGGACACAAGUACAAUUCUACUGGUAAAUUCCAACUGUGGCUUUCUUAGCAGCUGAUGCCUCACGAUUGAACCCAGGAUUACAGUACCCAGAAAAUGAAAAACAAAACAGAAAAAAAAAAAAAAAAAGAAACCCAGAAAACCCCAAGCCCCAAGAAGCUCAAUUACAAGGGCAAGUUCUCAU